AUGUCGCAGGAGGCAAGGAUCUCACAGCCCAAGGGCCAGGAGGAGUUUGUGGAGACCAUUGAGCCCGCACAAGCUAGGGCAGUGUCUCCUCAUAACAAUGGCACAGGAAGUCAUCCGAAAGGAGAUCAAGCUCUCCAACUCAUCGAAGAGGCAGGCUAUUCGAACGUUCUGACCCCUGAGAAUAACGCCAAAGUUCUUCGAAAGAUCGAUUUGCGUCUUCUGCCCAUCCUCUUGGGAAUCUACUUCCUUCAGCAACUUGACAAGUCCACCAUCUCGUAUGCAUCGGUUUUCGGAAUUGUCGAGAAAGCCCAUCUGGUUGGCCACCAGUACUCCUGGUUAGGAGGCUCAAUCUAUCUGGCACAACUGGUGUUCCAACCCUUGGUAGCGUACCUUUUGGUUAAAGUGCCCCUGGCAAAAUUCCUGGCCGUGUCCUGUCUCCUAUGGGGUAUUGCUCUAUCUUGCAUGACUGCAGCGACUACUUUCAAGGAAUUGCUUGUUUGUCGAAUUUUCCUCGGUAUCUUUGAGGCUGGAAUCGCCCCAGCAUUCAUCGCAGUUACCCAAAUGUGGUACAGACGUCGUGAGCAGCCCGUGAGAUUGAGUUCUUGGUAUGCAAUGAACGGUGUCGUGAAUAUGUUCGGAAGCUUGAUUGCGUUUGGACUAGGUCACAUCCAUUCCACUAUAUUUGCAUCCUACCAAAUCAUUUUCCUCUUCUUCGGUUUGGUUACUGUUGGAUUCUCUGCCGUUAUCUUUAUUUUCAUGCCAGACUCCCCUGUUACGGCCAAAUUCCUCGGAGAAGAAGACAAGCUUCUAUCAAUCGAAAGACAGCGAAUGAAUCAACAGGGUGUCGAGAGCCACGAUUGGAAAUGGGACCACGCGAAGGAAGCAUUCCUCGAUCCCAAGUCAUGGUUCUGGUUUGCGUUGAUGUUCUCCAUUUCUGUCCCGAGCGGCGGCAUCACAACAUUCGGUCCAUUGAUUAUCAAGUCCUUUGGCCUUAGUCAGUAUGAUACCAUGCUUUUCAACAUCCCCUUCGGUGCAGUACAGCUUGUUGCCACCAUGGGAGGAGCCUGGCUAGCGACUGUUUGGAAGAUGAAGGGCCCGGUUCUAGCAUUACUCUGUCUUCCACCCAUCGCCGGUUGUGUGAUGUUGUUGCAGAUCACGCACGACAAUGCCCACAAAGGCCCCCUACUUGCAGGAUACUACAUUAUCUCUGUUUACCCAGCCAUUACCCCACUGAUCUAUUCCUGGUCUGCAGCGAACACCGCCGGAGAGACCAAGAAGAAGGUCACUACUGCUAUUCUAUAUGUUGGACAGUGCGCGGGUAAUGUCCUUGGGCCAAACCUUUAUACCACGGCUGAAGCGCCACUUUACCGUCGUGGUCUGCUUUCAAAUCUCGCGUUGUUUUGUGCCUUGAUUGGUUUGACCGGGGCAAACACGGCAUAUCUGUACCUCAUGAACAAGAAGCACGAAAAGAGACGUGUGGCUGUCGGAAAGAGCGCCAAGAUUAUAGACCAGUCUAUGCAAACUGUUCAAGUUGUCUGCGAUGCCAAGGAAGAUCAGCCUCAACAAGCAGUAGACGACAAUGCCUGGAAAGACUUGACAGAUUGGCAGAAUGAGGACUUCGUUUACGUCUUUUAA
This is a messenger RNA of Penicillium soppii, 1635 nucleotides long. RefSeq lists its product as uncharacterized. Gene Ontology annotation, biological process: transmembrane transport. Lineage: Eukaryota; Fungi; Ascomycota; Eurotiomycetes; Eurotiales; Aspergillaceae. The record is from RefSeq and is a predicted model, not a curated record. The coding region runs from base 1 to 1635 and encodes 544 amino acids. The transcript has 11 exons. Gene Ontology annotation, molecular function: transmembrane transporter activity. Gene Ontology annotation, cellular component: membrane.